GUGGAAUAGGAGGGUCGGAGCGGUGCGGUGUUCAGCGGAAGAGGAGGCGGUGAGUCAGUGGUACAGCAAUCAGAGGCAGGGCGGUGCAGGGGAGAAAACGCAGCCUUGGAGCGCGUCGCGCAUACGGAAAGGGGGCUACUGACUAAAAGCCGGAGAGGAACGAGGGGGCUGGCUCGGCUAACCGGUGGGGAGAUGCGCGCUGAUCUCCAUCUUCACACCCGUCUUGUCAGACUUUUGAUCCAACUGGCGCAAAUGGGCAACGAGAGGCUCUAUCCACCUGCAGGUUUGGCAUAAAGCCUCCCGACGCGUAAACAAGUAUUAAAAAGAAACGAAGACGCGGAUAUUUUGAGACUUCAUCUAAAUCCUGCUCAAAUAAACGCACUCUAACUUUGGCAGCCUUUUAACUUCUCUUAAGAAGUGGACGGAAAAUUUGAAUUUGCUCGACUAAAAAAAGCAAAAACUGACCUUCUCCUCUUUGGAUCAUUUAUAUGUUUUUUCAUUUAUCUCCAGAGCAAUUUGAGGCACAUUGGAUUUAAGUAAAAUAAAAAUAAAAAAACAUCGGAGCUUUUAAAUAAUACACGUGUUUUUUUAUUUCUGUUGAGAUGGAGUACUCAAUAGGAAACUCCGGGUAGGAAUUGAAGUCUCGUUUUGGUGCGCAAUUUUUGCGGCUGAAGAACUUGAAAUCUCUACCAAUAUUUUUUCCUUAUUACCUUCAAAUCUUGUUUUUUCCCUAAUGGAGUAGGCUGACCCUGAAGUGCGGACUUUAAUAUCAGUCUAAAAUAAAAAGUGGGUUUAUUCUCUGACACCGGGAAAGAAACCAGGCGGAUCUGAUGCGCAUCUUCUCCGUGGGAUGGUAAAUGACCGAUGGGGAAACAUGAACAGCUCUUCUGAACUCGAAGAUGGAACUCGGCAUAAAAACCAGACGUUCUGUGAAUGUGUGCCGAGCUCCUCCCAACUCAAACAUCGCUGGUCAGACUCAGAAACUGCCAGGGAGACUCCGGCCAAGAGGAUGAGCUGCAGCUACCUGCUCUGCACUAUCCUGCUCUUUGUGGCGGUUUUGCUUGCCGUCACCGUAACUGGCACCAUCCUUUUCAUGAACCACUACCAGGCUCCACCUUUGUCUGAUGGCCUACCCCACAUUUCCACCAAUCAGGAUGAAGCAAAUGCCCUGGUUACUGUGGAGAGGGGAGACGGCUCUCGUAUCAACAUCUUCAUUGACCCCAACUGUCCUGACUAUAACAGUAACUUCAUGCGGCUCGAGGGUGUGCAGACCUCACUGCUUCACUCACUCACCGACCACGACACUGACCUGAAGUCGGUCAAAGGCCAGGAUCGCGCCCUGCUUGUCAGCUUGGCUGAAGAGGUGUCCAAGCUCUCUGCCCAUGCAGGACAGCUGAAGAUGGACUACGAAUCCUUGCGCAGGGGUCAGAGCAGCCUUGGUCAGGACUUGAAUACUCUACAGACGGAACAAGGACGUCUCAUACAGCUGCUGUCAGACAGCCAGAUCAACAUGGUGAAGGUGGUGAACUCCGUCAGCGAUGCUCUUAAUGCCAUGCAAAAGGAAAAUGUGGGUCUAAAGGCUCGGGUCAAGGCAGAUCUACAGAGGGCGCCAGUCCGAGGGGCGCGGCUCAAGGGCUGCUCUAAUGGCUCUCGCCCCCGCGACUGUGGUGACCUGUACGCCAGUGGUCAGAGAGAGGACGGCAUCUACUCUGUGUUUCCCGUUCACCACCCUACAGGCUUCCAGGUCUACUGCGACAUGACCACGGACGGAGGAGGCUGGACGGUGAUUCAGCGAAGGGAGGAUGGCUCGGUCAACUUCUUCAGGGGAUGGGAGUCAUACCGUGAAGGAUUUGGCAAAAUCACAGGAGAACACUGGCUAGGCCUGAAGCAGAUCCAUGCCCUGUCCAUCCAGGGGAACUAUGAGCUGCGUAUCGACUUGGAGGACUUUGAAAAUAGCACAGCGUAUGCCCAUUACGGUACCUUCGGUGUGGGUCUGUUCUCUGUGGACCCUGAUGAGGAUGGAUACCCUUUGACAGUUGGAGAUUAUUCUGGCAAUGCAG
Messenger RNA from Cyprinodon variegatus (sheepshead minnow), 2060 nucleotides. RefSeq names its product fibrinogen C domain-containing protein 1-like. NCBI's taxonomy places the organism in Eukaryota, Metazoa, Chordata, Actinopteri, Cyprinodontiformes, Cyprinodontidae. The record is from RefSeq and is a predicted model, not a curated record. The annotation marks the transcript as partial. The transcript has 7 exons.